Messenger RNA from Papaver somniferum (opium poppy), 1428 nucleotides. RefSeq lists its product as uncharacterized. The record is from RefSeq and is a predicted model, not a curated record. The coding region runs from base 1 to 1428 and encodes 475 amino acids. Gene Ontology annotation, molecular function: zinc ion binding. The transcript has 7 exons. Lineage: Eukaryota; Viridiplantae; Streptophyta; Magnoliopsida; Ranunculales; Papaveraceae.
AUGCGUGUUAAUACUGAUAUCAAACUUGAUGAGUUUAAGGAACAAGUUUGCAAGGAAUUGAAGCAAUUUACUCCACUUGGUAUUUGUUUCUUCUUCCGAGAAGGUGGGAAAGAAUUUCCGCUUGACUGUGAUUAUUCGUUGCAAGCUCUUGUAUCCAUCACAAAUAGUAAAAAGAAGACCAGUAUCGAUAUUUUCUUGCAAAAUGUUACUUAUGUAGCCUCUUCAUCUAGCUCUAGGGAAGAUUCUUCUAUUUCUAAUGGUUCUACUUCUAUUGAUGAAAAGAACGAAAUGUUUCAGGCCUAUAAUCGCAGGGAAAAGGUUUAUAAGACCAUUUAUGGCGACGAUGUGAAGUCAUACUCGCACUUGGUAUGGUAUAUUGAUGAUAUAAAGGAAACCAACCCUGGUAGUGUGAUAAAGUUUGAAUUUGAUCCUGCAAAGAAACAGUUCCAACGGAUUUUCAUUGCGUUUGAUGCAUGCAUCAAAGGGUACCGAUUUUGUCGGCCAAUGGUAUACUUGUAUGCUACUUUCCUUACUGGUAGAUUCAGAGUUUGCUUGAUAGCAGCUACUGGUAUCAAUGGUGGUAAAGGAUUUUUACCACUUGUUGUGGCACUAGUCGAUUCUGAGACUGUCAAUAACUGGGAGUGGUUUAUAUGGAAUUUGACUGAAGUUGUUGGCGAUGGGAGGCCAAUUACCUUCCUUUCGGAUCGCCAUGAAGGACUCUUGCAGGGUGUUCCACUUGUCUAUCCAGAUUCGUUCCACAGCUUUUGCUACUAUCAUUUGAAGACUAAUCUGCCCAUCAAUGGAUCAGAUCCUAGGUACACGCUUGUGCUGGACCUUUUCCAAGAACCAACAUACGCACUCUCACCUAAAAACCAUGCUAAGGCCAUACAGAAAAUUAGAGAUUUGAACUGUGAUUGGGUGGCUGUUUACAUCGAGACCAUCCCACCUGAAUCAUAUGUGAAUGCCUAUUUCAAAGGUUGUCGGUAUGGACGCACAUCUAGGACACUAGCAGAAGCGCUCAAUAACUGGGUUAUGAUUAAGAGGAAAAUAAUGGUAAUGAUGGAAGACCGUUGUGAAAUUGGCGCUAAUAUGAUGACUCCAUUAACCCCAGAGUAUGAGGAGAAGCUUGAGGCUCUUCAAGAUGAAGGAUGUGUAACUUCUAGUUACACUAGACAUAUGGAUAUGUGGCGUGUAUACGGUUUCCCUUGUUCUCAUGCUCUUGCAGCCAUACGGAAGAUUAAACGUGAGGCUAUUGAUUUCAUUUCACCUUAUUUUACGAGCGACUAUUUUAGGAAGACUUAUUUGCAUGCCAUCCAUCCAAUUCCAAACUACAACAGGCCUGUUGAAAUUAAAGAAGGUGACAUCAUCAACCCGCCUAUCGUAAAGAAGCAACCAGGUAGACCCGCAGGAAAAAAGGAUUCUAAGUAA